Messenger RNA from Abrus precatorius (Indian licorice), 1561 nucleotides. RefSeq names its product novel plant SNARE 12-like. The record is from RefSeq and is a predicted model, not a curated record. Gene Ontology annotation, biological process: retrograde vesicle-mediated transport, Golgi to endoplasmic reticulum; vesicle fusion. Gene Ontology annotation, molecular function: SNAP receptor activity; SNARE binding. Gene Ontology annotation, cellular component: SNARE complex; late endosome membrane; Golgi apparatus. The coding region runs from base 342 to 1151 and encodes 269 amino acids. Lineage: Eukaryota; Viridiplantae; Streptophyta; Magnoliopsida; Fabales; Fabaceae. The transcript has 10 exons.
UAAAAAUAUAGUAAAUAUUGGACCCAAAACAUGUUUAAGUCCGUAAUAAAGUACUUAGGAGAAAACGUUAUUAUAAUUAAACAUGAUUAAUUAUUUAUCAGCAAACAGCGAUUUCUCUAGUCUUCCAAUUUGGUUUCGUUUUCCCUCUGAAUCCAAUUCAAUUGAAUCCUAAAUCUGGCACAGUAUCAUCAUUCUCCACUGUAUUUCGAUUCCUUCACUUCCCAAGGAAAAUCAAUGGCUAUGCAACCUGUGGAGACCUUCGCCAAAUCGACGGGCUAGGGAUUCUGCCGGAGUUCGGUUCUCGCCGGGAUUUGUGGAGGGAGACAAAAUCGCCGGCAACCAUGGCCACUGACUUGCAGAUGAGCCCUCAGGUGGAGCAGAUCCACGGCGAAAUCCGCGAUAUCUUUCGAGCCCUCGCAAAUGGCUUCCAGAAGCUGGAUAAAAUUAAAGAUUCCAAUAGACAAAGUAAGCAGCUUGAAGAGCUCACAGGGAAGAUGCGGGAGUGUAAAAGGUUAAUUAAAGAGUUUGAUCAUGAAAUUAAAGAUGAAGAGGGCAGAAAUCCCCCAGAAGUGAACAAGCAACUCAAUGAUGAAAAACAAUCAAUGAUCAAGGAACUAAACUCGUAUGUGGCAUUAAGAAAAACGUACAUGAAUACACUUGGUAAUAAGAAAGUUGAACUUUUUGACAUGGGAGCAGGAGCAAGUGAAUCUAUAGCUGAAGAAAAUGUUCAAUUGGCAUCAGAAAUGUCAAAUCAAGAACUUAUCAAUACUGGGAUGAAGACAAUGGAUGAAACUGAUCAGGCUAUUGAAAGAUCUAAGCAGGUUGUACAUCAAACAGUUGAAGUGGGCACCCAAACUGCCACUACCUUGAAGGGCCAAACUGAACAGAUGGGCCGUAUUGUUAAUGAGCUUGAUUCAAUUCAGUUUUCAAUUAAGAAGGCUUCCCAGCUUGUGAAGGAGAUUGGUAGACAGGUAGCUACUGAUAAGUGCAUCAUGCUGCUUCUGUUGCUUAUCGUCUGUGGAGUAAUUGCCAUUAUUGUUGUGAAGAUUGUGAAUCCCAACAACAAAGAUAUUAGGGAUAUCCCAGGAUUGGCGCCACCAGCUCCUACCAGGAGGCUUUUGUAUGUGAGGCCUGGGGAACAUUUUGGAUAAUUCUUAUCUUAGAAGAGUUUGUCCAUUCUAAUCCUACCAACCUGAUUCUUGGAUCGCCUGGAUGAUGGGAAAGUCGGAGGAAUGUUAUAUAUCUUUUGAAUCUCUUCAAUCAAUUUUAAAUUUAAAAUAUUUCCUGCCUGAGGUGUCAAUAUCCUGCAUGUGAGGUAUAUACACGAGUGUUUUUUGCUUGUUUUGAAUGCCAUGUUUCUUUAUGUUUAGGGUUUAGGGUUAGGAAGUAAAUAAUACUGCAGAGAUCAAUGUUGUAUAUGGCCCAUUCAAAGGAGAUAUAUACUUUUUUGUUUUUAAUUUCCGCUUUUAUUUAAGUAACCUACUCAUAUAUUUCCAUCAGUCUCGGACGGAUUGAUAUUGUAAAUUAUAUUUAUAAUUAUACUAAAUUGCACUUGCAGCUG